This is a messenger RNA of Cyclocybe aegerita, 393 nucleotides long. NCBI's taxonomy places the organism in Eukaryota, Fungi, Basidiomycota, Agaricomycetes, Agaricales, Hemipholiotaceae. The record is from the annotation of a GenBank genome assembly.
UAUGUCUUUGGCGAAGACGAACUGGAAAAGACCCCGCGUGGACCUAGAAGUACGGCCCCUCACAACUAGGAAGGACGCAUCGCGAAGAUUGAGUCAAGAUCGGGCAGCAGUACAGAGCGUCGAGGUCGAUGUUGAGCUUGAUCUGCGUGGCGGGCUAGUGAUGGCCCGAGCCCGUCUUCCUCAACGUCGGUUGCUACCUCCUGAAUGGGAGGUUCAUAUCAUUUUCGUCUACUUGGGGUGGCGAGUACUUACUAGCACCUGUCGUCUCUUCCGCAGCACGUUUGCGACGACAACUCGAAGGACAGAUGGCGAGAAACUGGCGUUAAGACAAUCUGAAAGAGUCAGCGGCGUAGACUUUCUUGACAAAGAUGAUCCGGGAUGGACAUUGGAGUG